Messenger RNA from Poeciliopsis prolifica (blackstripe livebearer), 4802 nucleotides. It is a transcript of the gene tdrd12, whose product is annotated as tudor domain containing 12. Lineage: Eukaryota; Metazoa; Chordata; Actinopteri; Cyprinodontiformes; Poeciliidae. The coding region runs from base 273 to 4550 and encodes 1425 amino acids. The record is from RefSeq and is a predicted model, not a curated record. Gene Ontology annotation, biological process: transposable element silencing; germ-line stem cell division. The transcript has 37 exons.
UACCACUAUCUUGAUAGAAAGGAUAUAAGUUUUAUUUAUUUAUUAUGAUUAUUAGAUUAUUAUUGGGGUUUUUUUGGGGGGCCGUCUACUCCAUUCCAGUGGUCGGCGGUAAUGCACAUCAAUAAGUUGUUUGCCAACCGCCAUAAAACAAAAAAAGAAGAAGAAGAAUGCCACUACCUCUAGCGGACAGUGUGAGAAUAGCUUCCACCUUUCUCUGAAUCAGUCAGCGGUAAUUGGUGAACUUCUGAGAAAGCUUCCGGUUCAUUCACAACAUGUUGGAAAUAUUCAUUUUGAAGGUGGAGAAUCCAUCAUGCCUCUGGGGUCGGGUUGUUUGCGGUGCCAAUGGCAGUGUGGAGACCACAGAACGUUACACUACUCUUCAGGCUGAGAUGAACAUUUUCUACCAAGAUGUCACUCAAGAUCUUCAUCAACUGAAACCCACUUCAUUAGAGGAAGGACAGGUGUAUGUGGUAUACUGUGCUGUGAAGAAGUCAUGGUGUCGUGCUGUGGUGCGGUCCGUCAUCACCGACCCAACAUGCAAUCGAGCUUUCUGCUUCCUGGUUGACCAUGGAGAAAUGAUUGUGGUCUCCUUAGACAAGAUACGAGUGUCAUUACAGAAGUUCCUUCAGCUUCCUUUCUGGGUGAGGAGGUUCCAUCUGGCACGAAUCCAACCAAUAACCCUUCGAGUAUCCGUACUUGCAGAAAAAGUAGAACUUGAACCUUCUAGACAGUGGGACUUUUCGGCUACACUUUACCUGCACAACUUGCUUCGAGCAUCCACCCAAACAGAAGCUGUGUUGCAUGAGUUGGAGUCGGACUCCACCUCCAUUGAGCUCUAUCUUACCAUCAGCAACAUCAAGAUCUGUGUGAAUGAUGACCUGGUGGCCAAUAGGUUUGCAUGUUACAGCAGCAGUGGCCUGGAUGCCUGUGACAGAUUUCCUCUCAUGUUGUCCCCCAGCGUCCUAACCCAAACUGCUUCCAAAAGCUCUGACAAGCAGAUGGAGCUAAACCUGCAUUCGCCCAAGGAACAUGGAGGGUCAUCAGAGAGUCCUGGUACUUCAGAACCAGGGGAUUGGCUGACAACUCCCUCUCUACCUCAGAGUCAAAUCCCUGAGCUGGUUACUUGUGAGGAAGGCAGCAGAUCAGAGGAUAAUAAAGAACCAAUGUUUAUUAACAACCAAACCAAGCAUGGCCCAAAAGCUUCUGGGGCAGAGAGUGUCUCCUCAGAGGAAACAGACUUCUCUCUUGCUUCAGCACUAACCAAAAGCCUUGGUCUGUUCAGGUUCUUGAAGUUUCUAAAUUCUGGCAGAGACAAUCAACUGGAAGAUAAAGAGCAAAACCAGGAAGGAGACAUCAGACCAGAAGCCAGAUGCAGCGAUGAUGAUGCAAGAUCUUCUCAUGUGGGACAAAAUGAUGACCUGAACAACUGUCAACCUGAGAUGACUGAAAUGUCUGAAGCUGGCACUGAACAAGAGCAGGAUGCUGUCAGCAUGUUCUCAGAAACCAAUCUGCAAAGCAAAAUUGGAGAAGUUUCUCAAAGUAUUCUAGUUGAAAGUCCUGGGGAUGUGGAAGCAAGUGAUUUCAGUACGUCAGUGGAGUGUGGAAUGAGGAGGAGUGAAGAGGAUGGAUUCUGCUCACGUCUUUUAGAGUGGCUGAACCCAGAGCCUUUCAACUCUGAUCCUGAUGCUGGAGAUGAGGUGGUCUCACUCGGUGAUCCCUGGGUGAAGGGGAUUCUAGUGCAUUCAGCCCUUUCCAUUGAACCAUGCAACACAUUAGAAGAUGCUCCCAUUGCAGAUUCUCUUCGUCAGGUCUUGCUUCAGAAAAACUAUCGCACUCUUUCUCCAGCUGAUCGCUACAGUUGGCCAGCUGUAGCUCGUGGCUGCAACACUUUUAUUAUCUCCCAGAAUGCUGACCAGCCACUUUGCUACCUUAUCCCCCUGCUCACCCACAUUUUUUUAAACUCCCUCCUCGUAUCCCACCUCUCCAGUUCAGGGCCCAUAGCAGUGCUGCUGUGCCCAGGCUGGGAAAAGGCUCAGAUGAUAUACAACCUGCUGGAGGACAGCAAGGUUUCUCAAAUCCUGCACCCAAUUAUUGUCUUGGUGGGCAUUGGCAAGGAUGAAGCCAAGGCUGUAAAAUUCCCCAAAAACUGCCUGCUGAUAGUGACCACGCCAUUCACUCUUGUCCGUUUGCUGUCUUGUCACUGCUUUCUUUUCCUGCGACUGUACCAUCUAGUAUUAGAUGAGGCUGACCAGCUCUUCACUUUUGCAACUGAUGAGAUGGCAGCCAUCCUACAACAUUUUCAGAAGGUGACUUCCAGCGAGGAGAAAGCAUUCUGUCCUCGGCAACUGGUUGCUGUGGCCAAAAGAUGGACCAGUCCCAUGGAGGAUCUAAUCUCUAAUCAUAUGCCCCAUCCCUCCAUUAUUAUAACUGUCCCUGAGGAGGCUGCACUGUAUGGAAACAUCCAGCAGGUUAUCCUGAUGACGGUUGAGAGCAACAAGAUAUCUGCCCUUCUGGGAGUGUUGGAUUUCAGUCCUGAAGUUGGCCAAAAGACACUGAUUGUUACAAAUUCUGCUGAGGAGGUUGAAGAUGUGUUUAAGGCUGUGAGCAACAAAUCAGCAUUCUGUCUCAAGAUCCACAAGGGAUUACUGGACAAGCUGGAUGACUUUGUCAUCCAGCAGUGGAGGAAAAACGUUGGCCCUGGCACUCAUGUGAUCCUGGUGAGCACCAGUGAAUGCUUGAGGGGCCUUGGCAUCAGAGAUGCAGCUUGUGUUGUCCACUAUGGAUUUCCGCCUUCUCCUAAAGUGUUUGGCUACAGACUCUUUUGCAUGGCUGAAAACUUUCGAAGUCUACUUAAACAAGAUCAAACAGAUGGUGGUUCUUCAGUCAGCAGAUCAGUGCUGCUGAUCUCAGAAAGAAAUACUCGCCAUGUUGUGGGAGUUCUUCGUUAUUUGGAACGAACUGAUGCGCCACUUCCACCUGUACUGUUCUCCUUUGCUGAGGGGGUGCAUGUGGCCCGCGAAGACCAGAAGACAGAUAGACCUUUUUGCAGCUACCUGAAGAGCUUUGGGUUCUGCAGGGACAGGAGUGUGUGUCCUGAUCGUCACAGAAUCAACCCUCAGUCAGAUCAGUCUGCUCUUCCUUCAUCUGGAGUCAUUGAAGUCUUACCGCUCUACAUUAAGACAGCCUCUGUCUUCUAUGGUCGUUUGGUCAAGCAGAAUGACAAGGAGUUUGAUAAAAUGGCCUCUGAGAUGAUGUCUUAUUAUGCUGACAAGAAACCUGGAGCCAAAGAGCUGCUGGAGGGAGCUUUAUAUGCAGUUCAAGAGGAUGAGACCUUCCACAGAGUGAAGAUUCUGGUGCUACCUGAUCAUGGUGAAAGCAUCUUUUACAAUGUCUUGGUUCAGUUCAUUGAUAUUGGAAAGGAGAGUGAUGUCAAAUCCCAUCAGAUCCUUGAGCUGCCGCCACAGUUUCAUUCCCUGCCUAACCAAGCUGUUGAGAUGGUGGUCUGCAGGGUGAAGCCAGCUGAUGCUGAGAUUGAGUGGCAUCCAAAGGUCACCAGAGCAAUUAGCAAGAAGAUCCGAGGUCUGCAGCAUCGAGCCAGAGCCGUUCAGUGCCUGGGGAAUACAGUUUUUGUCGAUCCUAUGGUACGAGUCACUCAGAUGCCAGGCACAAAAACAUUUAUAAAUGAGUACAAUGUGCAGACUGAGAUCCUGAAGACGGGGAUGGGAGUCAAUAAUCCCGAGCAUUUAGACUUCUUCAGAGCAGCGGUUCAAGACAACAGCAGCAAAGAUGAAGGUCACGCAUCAAGCAACGAAGACAGAAGACUAAUUUACAAAAGUAAUCCUGCUGCCUCUUGGAGCCUUCAUGAAAAUGGUGAGCCUGAUGGUGAUGAGCAAGUUGUGUCAAGGGAUGAAACAGUCUGCAAUGACCCCAGAGAUGAAACAGUCUGCAAUGACCCCAGAGAUGAAACAGUCUGCAAUGACCCCAGAGAUGAAACGGUCUGCAAUGACCCCAGAGAUGAAACGGUCUGCAAUGACCCCAGAGAUGAAACGGUCUGCAAUGACCCCAGAAAUGAAACGGUCUGCAAUGACCCCAGAGAUGAAACGGUCUGCAAUGACCCCAGAGAAACAGUCUGCAAUGACCAGUCAAAGAGUUUAUACCCUCAGGUUGUUUGGUACCAGACCUGUGACUCUGUAAUUGUAACUGUGAAGUUGAUGAACCCAGAGAGUCAACGCUGCGAUUUCUACUCAGACAGAGUUGUCUACAGUGGCAGAGUGAACGGACGUUCCUACAUGGCUGAUCUGGAGCUUCACCAGAAAAUAGAAGCCGACAUUUGCCACUGGGAAAUGAAGUCCAAUCAGCCUGUUCUUAAACUGGUAAAACAGCAGCAAGGACACUGGGAGAGACUCAUCAGGAGUAAGAAUAUUUUUGUGAGUUACGACAUGGACCAUGUUGACGACUACGAAGACAAAUCAUCAAGUUGUCUGUUUGUGGAGAAUACAGGAGAGGACAGCUGCUAUCUGAACUCGGAGAGCAGCAGCGACAGUGACUGAACCCAAAAUGUUCUUGUUAUUUACAUCUCUUCCUUUCAAGAUAUAUUUCUGAUUCCUUUUGUAGUUGGUUUUAUUGUUCUCAUAUGUGGAGUUUAGAUGGUUGUCCUUCAGAGGCCAACAUUCAGAGUCUGAAAUCCAGUUGUUUGGAAAUUGUCAUCUUUUUUUCUUUGUUUCAGUUGCAGAUGAGCAAAUACUAAAACAUUCAUUUUUAUUCAUGUACAUUAAAUUUAAGUCUGGGCAUAUAGGUUAACA